CAUGUUAGUUCACUCGUGAGGCAUAUGGAUAGCAAUGUGAUUUCUACGAAACACGCACAGGAUUACGUUUAACAAAAUCAGUCGACUUUUAAACGCGCCACCUGCAGGAUGUCUCUGUUCAAGGCACGGGAGUGGUGGGCCAGCGUCCUGGGGGAGGGGGAGGAGUUCGACCAGGGCUGCCUGUGCGUAGGGGACGUGGACAACAGUGGAACUGGCUUUGACAAAGUGGUGGUGGGCAGCUACAUGGGGAUGCUGCGCGUCUUCCUGCCCCGCCCGUCGAAACCCGGCGAGGCGGCGGAGGCCGACACUCAGCUGCUGGAGGUGCACCUCAAGGACCCCAUCAUCCAGCUGGAGCUCGGCAAGUUCGUCUCGUGUUCAGAGCUUCUCCACCUCGCUGUGCUGCACCCCAGAAAGCUCUCCGUCUACGCUGUGGCAGGUACUGCUGGUAAUGUGGAGCAUGGUGAUCAGUAUCAGCUGAGGCUGGUGUACGAACACACACUGCAGCGCACGGCAUGCAACAUGACAUACGGGCCCUUUGGAGGAGUCACAGGCCACCACUUCAUCUGUAUCCAGUCUAUGGACGGCAUGCUGAUGUUCUUCGAGCAGGAGACGUUCGCCUUCGGCCGCUUCCUGCCCGGUUUCCUGUUGCCCGGCCCGCUCUGCUACUGCGCCCGCACGGACGCCUUCCUCACCGUCUCCUCCGCACGGCAGGUGGAGAGCUACAGGUACGAGGCGCUGGCUGUGGCUACAGACGCGGACACCAGGCAGGAGGCGGAGCAACAGACCAAGAGCUCUGGGAAGAGACUACAGGCUGACUGGACUCUGGUUCUGGGCGAGGCUGCUCUGGACCUGGUGGUGUGCUCCUUCUCUGCGUCCUCUCAGGGCUCUGCGUCCUCUCAGGGCAUCUUGGUGCUGGGGGAGCGCAGCCUCUACUGCCUGAAGGACAGCGGCCAGGUGCGCUUCAUGAAGAAACUGGAGUACAACCCUAGCUGUUUCCUGCCCUACGCAGCAGCAGGUGACGGUGUGACCAGUGUGUUGAUGGGGAACCACAACAGCAUGCUGCUGGUCUACCAUGACGUGACCCUCAAGUGGGCCGCACAGCUCGCCUCCGUACCAGUGGCCCUCAGGCUCGCCAACUUCCAGGACCUGCGUGGUGUGGUGGUGUCCCUGAGUGCGGACGGCCAGCUGCAGUGCUCCUACAUGGGUACGGACCCGUCCUUCUUCUCGGUGCCCAAGGUGGAGGCGCGCGAGGUCAACUACGAGGAGGUGGAGGCCGAGAUGCGGGCGCUGCAGAAGGUCAUCAGGGAGACCACCCGGACACAAGACAUCCUGCCGAGGGCGGAUAUUGAGGAUGAGUUGAUCAUCACGGCCUCUGUGUCCGCAGAUCUGGACAAAGUUUCGAAAGCUCUCCUGUCAGAGAUCAAUGGAGCCGCAGUGCCAUCCAUCACGGUGCAGAUCAAGGUCAAGGUCAAGGGUGCGGUGCGGAACCCCAAGAUGACCGUGUGCGUUCAGCCGCCGCUCGCCGUCUCACAGGACCAGUUUGUGCUGGACUCCCUAGGCAGCGGGGCUCAGAGCUCGGUGUCCUUCUCGGCGUACCUGAACGGACCUUACCUGCCGGCCGACCUGGCAGGGGACGUGGCCGUGUCCUACAGCUCUCCUACAGAGCUCAACCCCUCAGGUGAGUACUAG
This is a messenger RNA of Engraulis encrasicolus (European anchovy), 1689 nucleotides long. It is a transcript of the gene bbs9, whose product is annotated as Bardet-Biedl syndrome 9. The coding region runs from base 109 to 1689 and encodes 526 amino acids. The transcript has 15 exons. The record is from RefSeq and is a predicted model, not a curated record. Gene Ontology annotation, biological process: cilium assembly. NCBI's taxonomy places the organism in Eukaryota, Metazoa, Chordata, Actinopteri, Clupeiformes, Engraulidae. Gene Ontology annotation, cellular component: BBSome; membrane.